AUGACAUCCACCAUCGCGAAUAAGGCCAAGGUCAUCCCCGCCGGCAUCUACGUGCCCGUCAUCUCCCUGUACAAACCAUCCCGGCGGCAGGAAGUGGACUACGAUGCAUCCUACAAGCUCUUCUCUCAUUUGAUCCGCGGCGGUCUAAACGGCCUGGUGUUGGCUGGAACUAAUGCAGAGGCUGUCCUGCUCUCUGCCGAGGAGCGCAAGGAAUUAAUCAAGGUUGCGCGCAAAGCUGCGGCAGAUCUGGGUCGACCUGAUUUCCCGGUCGUCGCAGGCAUCAGUGGACAAUCGACGAACGAGUCAAUCCGCCUAGCCGAGGAUGCAUUGACCGCUGGUGCGGAUUUUGGCUUGUUGCUGCCGCCGAAUUACUGGGCCAAGGCUGUGACAAAGGAAGCUCUGCUAGGCUUUUAUCGUGAUGUCGCGGAUGCGACUGCGCUUCCUAUCGUCAUUUACAGCUUCCCGGCCAUGUGCAAUGGCAUCGACAUGAAUUCCGACACCCUCUCCGAACUCGCCCAGCAUCCUAACAUUGUCGGUGUCAAGCUGACUUGUGGCAACGCUGGAAAAGUGACGAGAUUGACCCAGGAAUAUAAGCAUGAGCAGUUUGCUGUCUAUGCUGGGUCUUCUGACUGGUUGCUUCCUUGCCUGGUCGGAAGUGGCGCUGGCUGUGUGACAGGCAUUGCGAAUGUAUUUCCCAAGUGCGUAUCGAGGCUCUACACUCUGUGGAAUGAAGGAAAGACCAAAGUGGCACAGGAGCUUCAAGGGUUAGUGGCCCAGGCCGAGAAAGCAUGCAAGGAGGGAAUUGCGCCUACGAAAUACGCAGUUGGGCAUUUUGCUGGUCCUGCGGCUGGUAUCACAGACCCCAAGGCCUUUUGGCCGCGGAAGCCCUAUCUCCCUGUUGGCGCAGAGAAGGCAGCGUGGGUGGAGAAGGUGAUGCAGCACUUGGUCGAGAUUGAGAAGAGUCUGCCAGAUGCUGUGUAA
This is a messenger RNA of Penicillium argentinense, 981 nucleotides long. Its product is annotated as dihydrodipicolinate synthase family protein. Gene Ontology annotation, molecular function: 4-hydroxy-tetrahydrodipicolinate synthase activity. The transcript is spliced from 2 exons. Bases 1 to 981 code for a protein of 326 amino acids. Lineage: Eukaryota; Fungi; Ascomycota; Eurotiomycetes; Eurotiales; Aspergillaceae. The record is from RefSeq and is a predicted model, not a curated record.